This is a messenger RNA of Habropoda laboriosa, 1061 nucleotides long. Its product is annotated as icarapin-like. NCBI's taxonomy places the organism in Eukaryota, Metazoa, Arthropoda, Insecta, Hymenoptera, Apidae. The coding region runs from base 193 to 855 and encodes 220 amino acids. The transcript has 4 exons. The record is from RefSeq and is a predicted model, not a curated record.
UCGUAGUGCAAAGCGUCAGCGAGUUUCAGUGAGCUGGUUCCGUGAGUGACCUUGAUCCCCUCGCGAGUUCUGUGACAGUCCUGUUCGCAAGAGCCCGAACCCGUCAGUACUAAUCGAAUCAUCGUCGCAGAGGCUUACCAGAGCGGCUUUCCGACUCGACGCAAGAAAAACAGAGAGAGAGAGAGAGACAGAAUGAAAACCUUCGGUGGCGUUCUACUCGUCGCGGCGUGUUUCGUCGCAUGCACGCACAGCUUCCCCGGCGCUCUCGAUAGAGAUAGCGACGAAAGGAAAGAUGUGGACACCGUUCUUCUGCUACCAUCCGACGCGAGAGAUCGCUUCAUCAGACCGAUGGCAGCUUUCGAUUUCCCCGAUACGAGCUUCGACGACAGCCUUGAAAGUCCAUCCUGGAUCAGAUGGAACUUCUUCGAUACGUGGUACUCCAGCAUACAAGCCACCAUAAAAAAAUGGAGGGAAGACAUGUCUCGCAUUUUGUCACGUAUUCCCGAUCACGGUAUCGUAUCCUUGGGCAAGAUUCCUGAAGGAGCGAACACCACCUCCACAACCAAGAUCAUUGAUGGACAUGUGGUGACCAUUAAUGAGACGACCUACAUGGAUGGUGACGACGAAUAUGGUACUGUAAUUCGUGUCCGUGUGAUCGAUGUGAAACCUCAGAACGAGACGAUCCUGAUGACCGAGAGUGAGGCUGACGCUGAAAUAACCACCCUGCCCACCGUUACGACCACUGCAACAGCCACUAGCAAAGAGGAGCGCACCACACCUUUAAGAAGCGUUGAGACUGUCGAGGACUUCGACAACGAGAUACCGAAGAACCAAGUGGACACUCUAACUGCUUGAGACAGUCAAGAAACAAACUAAGAGAACACCGUCAGAUCGAUUGAAUCCGAAAGAUCGUUCCAUUUUUUAUAAAUUUUCUGCGAAAAUGAUGUGAUAAUUCCAUGUUUUUAUAUUGUAUUAUAUAUUUAUAUUCGCCAGCGUUCAACAAUUUGAGGCCAUUACUAUAUUCUGUAUCUAAAAUAAACUAAAAUUUCUACAAACCUUCU